AUGGGACUGAUGCUUUUUUGCACCUUGACCAUUUUGCCCGGGAUUCAAGCUCGCGCUGUCUUUGCCCACUUCAUGGUGUCCAAUACAGAAGGCUACACAGUCGAUGACUGGGAGACUGAAAUAAAGCUGGCCAUGGAGGCAAAGAUUGAUGCCUUUGCACUCAAUAUUGCCACGGGCCAGUCCGUCAACACUGAACAGGUCCCCAAUGCGUUUCUGGCUGCUGAAAACCUUGGCUUUCACCUUUUCUUUUCCUUUGAUUAUUCCGGAAAUGGUGCCUGGGCUAAGGAUGACGUACUCCUGUAUAUUCAGGAAUUCAACUCACCCUCUGUCUACUACCAGUACAACUCCCAGGCUUUUGUGUCCACCUUUGAAGGCCCAGCCAACGCUGAGGAUUGGGUUAGUAUCAAAGAAGAGACAGGCUGUUUCUUUGCGCCCGAUUGGUCAUCUCUGGGAGCCAUGGAAGCUAUGGAGCAGGCAGACGGUGUUGCCGAUGCUCUCUUCAGCUGGGCUGCGUGGCCAUAUGGCCCAAAUGACAUGAAUACCUACACAGAUGCUUCUUAUAUCGACUAUCUGGAUGGAAAGCCUUACAUGAUGCCGGUAUCACCCUGGUUCUUCACCAACAUGCCUGGCUAUGACAAAAACUGGCUGUGGAGAGGAGAUGAUAUGUGGUUUGAUCGAUGGGUUCAGGCUCUCUGGAUUGUUCCAGAGUUUAUCGAGAUCAUUUCAUGGAAUGAUUUCGGUGAAUCCCAUUAUAUCGGCCCCAUCAAGGCGGCAGAUGACCCCUUGGCGAAUUACACCUACACAGCCUUCGACACCGGUCUGUCACCCUACAAUUAUGUUCUGGAUAUGCCACACGAUGGCUGGAGAGCCUUUCUUCCUUUUGUGAUUGAAACUUACAAGACAAACACAUCUACUAUCACCCAGGAGGGGGUCACGGCCUGGUAUCGGUUGAACAAGGCUGGGACUUGCGGAUACGACGGGGGAACAACGGGCAAUACGGCCAAUGAGUUGCAACUUGAAUACUGGCCUUAUGAAAUCGUUCAGGAUAAGAUUUUCUUUUCGGCUCUUCUAGGAUCGACCGCUGAUGUAUCCGUCACCGUUGGCGGCACUGACCUCGGUGCCUCGUGGACCUCGACUCCCAGCGGCGAUGUUGGAAUUUAUCACGGGAGCGUGUCUUUCUCCGGACAUUCGGGGGCCGUGAUUGUCACGAUCACCCGUGACGGUAGCACCGUUGCUACCAUGGAUGGGCAGUCAAUUUCGUCCGGCUGUGCUGCGAGUUCAGGCGUUGAAAACUGGAAUGCCUGGGUCGGCAGCGCGAUGUCCUCCAGCACCAUCUCAGCGACCCCCACCUACUCCCUGGACCAAGUAACGUGCAUCGAGGGCUGGGGGUCCGGCAACUUCCUUGGACUAUGCGAGGCUGCCUGUGGGUGGGGAUACUGCCCCAUUUCCGCAUGUCUCUGCACGAAGCUUGGCCCCCCACCGAGUGUUCCAUCCGACACUGGGGUCGAGGGCUAUCCAAUUGCCGGUGAGGACGGUAGUUACACUGGCCUUUGCUCGUUCGAUUGUGACCAUGGUUACUGCCCCAGUACUGCCUGCGGUACUGUUGAUGUGCCCCUGGCAACACCUACUGUCUCAGACUUCACACCCUACACCUGCGACGGUGGCGAAGGGAGUGGAGAUUUCGUGGAUCUUUGCGCUUUCGGCUGUCUCCAUGGUUACUGCCCCAUCCAUGGCUGCAACUGUACUUCCACGGGUGACCUGGACUUAUAUUCGAUUGUCAACUCCAGUAUAACGGCUGGACUGGCCUCCGGACUCGAUGACUAUGGCCUUUGCGACUUUGCAUGUGAGCGGGAUCAUUGCUAUGAUGUCUGCCAGGUCGGUAGUUCAUAUUCGGCGUCCGACGACUACAGCUGUACCGAUAAUGACACACGGUCCUGGUGUGACUCGUCCUCGCCUUGCAAUUACAGUCUCCCCAUCUCAACCAUGGACGACUUGCUGGUGGCUGAGGCAUAUAUGCCCGACGACUGCGUUGAUUACUACAUGCUCACAAUCCUAUACAACCUGAUUGACGUGGUUGUUACCAACUACACCGAAAUUAUCGACAACAACAAUUACAACAAGACCUUCAAGUUCUACAAAGAAUACAUCGAGGCCAACAUCACCACCUCUUUGGAUGACCUGAUGAGUUGGGAGGACCCGGUCGGCGCUGGCAAUGCAUACUUCGCGUGCACACCGGAAAUAAAUGGGGUAAACCGGUCUCAAACGUCCUGCCCAUGGUAUGAAGAUGCGGGAACUUUCAAGGUAUACUACGAGCUCACCAAUGCAACUGGGUGGUGGAGCAUGCUCGAGGAAGAUUAUGGAAUUGAAGAAAGCUGGGUGGCAUUUGGGGAGAAAGAGCUGGACCUUCGUUGUACGGCGGAUGAGGACAAGGAUGGAUGUCAGAGCCUCAUCUCCACAUCCAUUGGCAUUCCUGUCAAGAGUGACGAUGUCAGCAUCACCGAUCCCCGAACCAUCAUUGCAGAUGCCUUGCCAUAUCUCGACGGCCUGCAAGGCAAUAUCCUUGAAGCGCAGGUGCAGAUUCUUGUUGGCUCAUGGCCCGGAUACUCGGAUGAUAUCGUCCAAACCAUUUCGCUGGCCGUCGAGCUGCUCCUUCAGUCAGUGACCUCCAUGCAAGAGGUGGUGAAGAUUGGCGACGAGGAAGAAGAAAUCAAGAAGAAGGAGUUGAUGGAAGAGAUCCUCAUGGCUGUUUUCUUGAUCGUCCCAUUUCUGGGCGAGAUCGAUGCGAUCAGUGACACGUUUGCGGGUCUGGCUCGCAUCCUCACCCUCAUCGGAGACGUCUCGACGGCAGCGUACACGGUAUACUCCAUUGUCGAAGAUCCAGAGAGUGCUGUCGCGCUUAUCUUUGAGACCCUCCUUCUUUCGGGAGAAAGAACGCCUGACGAAUUUGAUGACAUGGCGACGGCUAGGAGAAAAUUGACCGAUGAUGAAAUCACUUCUUUGGGAUCAGUGUUCAAGAAAACUAAUACUGACAUCGAGAAUCUCGUCGAAGAUUGCAUCAGGGAUUGA
Aspergillus heteromorphus CBS 117.55 is the source of this 3066-nucleotide messenger RNA. RefSeq names its product glycoside hydrolase family 71 protein. NCBI's taxonomy places the organism in Eukaryota, Fungi, Ascomycota, Eurotiomycetes, Eurotiales, Aspergillaceae. Gene Ontology annotation, biological process: mating projection tip cell wall disassembly. The transcript is spliced from 2 exons. The record is from RefSeq and is a predicted model, not a curated record. Bases 1 to 3066 code for a protein of 1021 amino acids. Gene Ontology annotation, molecular function: glucan endo-1,3-alpha-glucosidase activity.